AUAGUAUAUACAUAUCAUAGUUUUUCAAAAAGAGAUUAGACUAGACUCGACUCUAGAGACUAGACUCAUUGCCACCUCCUAGAGUAAAAAAAAAUAUGUUAAUCUUUUAUAGUCAAAAACAAUGUAUGUUCAAGUAUAUUUAUAUGUAUAUCACGAGGUGAAAUAUUCUGUAGGUCGUUAAUUACACAAUUUAUCUUUGACCUAAUUACUUUGAAGGAUGGAUUACCUAACGACAUCUAGAUAAAUUGGUAACCGAUUUCAUAACAUCCUGGAUAUAAAUAUGAUUAGAUAUUGAGUUUCCAUAAAAAGUGAUCGAGGACUGUAUGAAAGCUAGUUUGCCGGUAACCAUGAAGUUCUUAAUAUUACUUUGUCUGCUUGCUGCAGUAGUGGCUGAAGAAUCUAUACAAGUAGAUUAUCACCGCAGCAUUGGCAUUCCUUUAGCCGAGGCAAUCAGACGAACAGAGACCGCGUUAGACUUCGACGGCGGCAGAAUUGUCGGCGGCUCGCCGGCCACGCUCGGCGCGUACCCGCAUCUUGGUGGUCUACUCAUAGCUUUAUCGUCCGGCGGCACAUCGGUUUGUGGAUCAUCGUUACUGUCCAACACCCGAUUGGUGACCGCGGCGCAUUGUUGGUUCGACGGCCGCAACCAAGCUAGGCAGUUCACAGUCGUACUGGGCUCCACCAGAUUGUUCUCCGGCGGCACGAGGGUCGCUACUAGUAACGUUCGAACCCACGAGAGCUACCGGCCUGCCACCUUGCACAACGAUGUAGCCAUCAUCGUGAUUAACAGAGUCGACUUUAAUAACCACAUUGCACCAGUGUCUUUGCCCGCGGCGUCUCAAAUCAACAAUAAUUUCGUGGGCACGUUCGCGCAGGCCGCCGGCUUUGGGAAGACGAGUGACUCCGCGGGGAUCACACAAGGCCAGGUGCUUAGCCACGCGUCGCUGCAGGUGAUCACAAACGCGGCGUGCCAGCGCACGUACGGAUCCGGCACGGUGAUCGCCUCCACGCUCUGCACCAGCGGGGCGGGCAGCAGCACCUGCAGCGGGGACUCCGGCGGCCCGCUCACUGUCAACGACGCCGGACGACGUCUCCUGAUCGGUGUGGUGUCGUUCGGGUCGAGCCGCGGCUGCCAGGUGGGCCUGCCUGCGGGCUUCGCUCGUGUCACUUCCUUCGCCAGCUGGAUCCAAGCUCGUCUGUAGACAGCAACCUACAACCUGCCUACUCUUAUUGGUCAUUAAUUGAUCAGUGUCACUUUUGUAAUCGUUUAUCGAAUAAAUCUUUGUACUGUUUGAUAAGAUUUUUCAUUGUGUGUAAUACAAAUAUAGUACUGUUUUAUCUGUGACUAGCUGUUCCCGAGCGACCUCAUCCACAUAGAAUUAUAAAAAUU
Messenger RNA from Papilio polytes (common Mormon), 1390 nucleotides. RefSeq names its product collagenase-like. The coding region runs from base 324 to 1202 and encodes 292 amino acids. Gene Ontology annotation, molecular function: serine-type endopeptidase activity. NCBI's taxonomy places the organism in Eukaryota, Metazoa, Arthropoda, Insecta, Lepidoptera, Papilionidae. The record is from RefSeq and is a predicted model, not a curated record. The transcript has 5 exons. Gene Ontology annotation, biological process: proteolysis.